Aspergillus ruber CBS 135680 is the source of this 612-nucleotide messenger RNA. RefSeq lists its product as uncharacterized. The coding region runs from base 133 to 489 and encodes 118 amino acids. The record is from RefSeq and is a predicted model, not a curated record. Lineage: Eukaryota; Fungi; Ascomycota; Eurotiomycetes; Eurotiales; Aspergillaceae. The transcript is spliced from 2 exons.
CAUUCAGGGUAUCUCAACCCUUCGACUCAGCCUGACUACACUUCCUUUUAUUCUCCCUCUCUCUACUCUUAACUCUCAACACAACAUACAACAGUCAAUACACACUGAAUGAACUCUCGAUAAAACAACAAAAUGCCCUCCAAGUUUGUUGAAAUCUUCCCUGAAGAUGACAACCCCGGCGCCUCUCCUAAGCACAUGUCCUCCUUCGACGUCCGCCUCGAAGAUGUCCUAGCACACCACGAGGCCUCGAUAGGUUUCCGGUCACGCUCCUCCACAUUCUCCUCCAGCAAAGCCAGUCUAGUCGACAAAAUGCCAACCUACGCAUCGUCGUCAACUAUCUUCUCCUCAUCAACAUCUGCACCGUCAAGUUCGUCGUCGGGGUCGUCAGCAUCGGGGCCAACAUCAGCAACAUCUUCGCCCCCAAACACCUCCUCGUCACGGUGGAAACGCCUCAGCAAUACUAUUCUCGGCUCGCGGCGUGCGUCGUGACUGUUUACCUUGCCUGUUACCUGCCUGCUUGCAUUGUGCAUACAUAUAUAUAUUUGUAUAUAUGCGCGCCUUACGAUCUGACGAGUCAAUAUGUUGCUGUAUAGAGACACGCAUACACAUACA